Messenger RNA from Penicillium egyptiacum, 636 nucleotides. The record is from the annotation of a GenBank genome assembly. NCBI's taxonomy places the organism in Eukaryota, Fungi, Ascomycota, Eurotiomycetes, Eurotiales, Aspergillaceae.
AUGGCUACAGCGACUGUCACCAUGUCCCGGAAAUCCGAUUUCACACCAUUGAUGUGCCAUUGUUUUGCAUAUAUAGUUAUCAUCCUCUAUCACACUCAACGGCAGGUUCGAAUUUAUAGCACGAAGUUCUCCAAACACAAACCGUUUCUUUUCAUACAUAUUGGCACUGGGAUCAUGGAAUCGACUCGAUACCACAUCUCUAAAGCCAGACGUAGGAAUGAUGAUAUCCUCCCGGAGGUAACAGACGUGCUGUCUUGCCUCCUCUGGUCUUGGACCAGCUUGGUGCUCGUGAAGACGCUUCGGCGCGGCGAUCCACUUACAACUCGGCCACCUUAUCAAGCUGGUGCAAUUUUGCGCCCAGUCAUCUCCGUCACAUCCUUCGUUUAUGCCCGACUGGCGAUCUUUUUCUUCACCUACACGCCGUAUCUACGCGGAUACUCCCACAGCACAAUUUACUCGCUCUCUAUUCCACUAGCAGCUGCUCUCAGUAUUCAUGAAAGCCGCGUUCGUGGCGCGUCCCUAGUGUUCAUACUUGCGACGGCCUACACCGCAAAAUUGAAUGAGUGGGUGACGCAUAGAUCAAGGAUCCUGCAGCGGCAAGUUAUGGCAAUCCCCUCUUCUUCAAACUUCCCCUAA